Messenger RNA from Neurospora tetraspora, 1808 nucleotides. RefSeq lists its product as uncharacterized. The record is from RefSeq and is a predicted model, not a curated record. Lineage: Eukaryota; Fungi; Ascomycota; Sordariomycetes; Sordariales; Sordariaceae. The transcript has 3 exons. The coding region runs from base 317 to 1657 and encodes 446 amino acids.
UUGGUGGCUACUGCGGCGCACUAUUCUGUCACACAUCUUUACUACCCACCAUAAAACGUUACUCUAUUGAUCGGCUGAAGAUUCCAAGCCUCACAGAAAGGAGCACCAUUUGCAUGCUCAGUGGCUUCACUAUUUUGCACUUGUGCGGAUUUGGGCUCACAGCCUGAAGCUGGAUGCAGAAUGUCAGAAACUAGGCAUCAAUGGUGCCAGGACCAUCGGUUUCUUAUUAGUCCUUCAAAAUCCAACCUCGACCGCAACCCAAUUCCAAGCUUUUCUCUCGCAUCACCAGCCAUCGCCGCCGGCGCGUUCAUCCAAUAUGGAUCCCCAAAAUCCCUUAGUCAACAUCACACUAUGGAUGUUUGACCCAUGGAUAAACUGUACCGCAGCUGGUGCUUUCGCUGCCCACUUCCGACGCUUUCAGAGCGAUGAAGACGGCCUUCCAGUGAGAACACUUCGAGAGUUCAUUCUUUGUUGCAGCAACACACAAAUACGCUAUCUCACAGACGGGAACGUUGUUGACUGGUAUAACCACGUUAAUACUAUGGAGUCUGAUGGAUUUGAACCCCUCGUGGUCAACGCGACUAUUGCGUGUUCGCAUGGGUUUUGCCAAAACUUAGUCUUCGAAGGUAACGCAGACCUUGCUGGCAUUGGCGUCUACUCAACUUAUGUCCUUCAAGCCAUUCUGGCCACGCUCUUUGUCUGCAUCUAUGGAUUCCAGGACUUGAAUGCUACACUGACGAAGCGGCGGAAAGCCUCAGUCACCGAACAAAACCUGGCCAUGCCGCCCGCCUAUCAACACUCCCUGGACUCAUCGCUAAAGAUACUAUGGACUUCAUUCAUCUACUUCGGGUCCGCCAUCAACGUAGCAGCUCUUAUUUAUGCUCUGAUAGCAAAGGACGGUGCCGGACUCACUUAUACAAGCUUCAUUUCAUGCUCUGCAAUAGGGCUUUGCACCCAGGCAAUUUUGAGCGUCACCAUGUACCGCACGCAGCUCUCCUUUUCCGAUCUCUGGUAUCUUGGGGUUUGUCUACUAUUUGCAGUCAUCACACCGCCGGUUUUCGUGGAGCGCUGGUACGUAUCGUGGUUUGACUCCGAACAAAGCUGUAUUUAUGACAGAGGGCUCCUAUUUGAAGCGUGGAUGUGCCAAGUAGUCUCCUGUAUAUGGAUGAUGCUAUGGGCUCUGGCGAGGUGGCGAGGCUGGACUAAGUUAAAUCCUAUGUCCAAAGCGCAUGGGUUUAACCUGAUCCGGUUUUCCUCACUGAUGUUCAGAACGAUUCAUGCAGCAUUGAACCUGGUCACCAUGUGGCUCUUCUUAUACACAUUCAUUGCCACGCGACGGGGGGUCAAUGAAUUAGCCGGCGGAUCAUUAUCCGACAACGAGUGGGGGUUUGGUCAGAUCACUGCCGUCCUGGCAUGGAUACCAAUGCUCGUUGAGUUUGCUCGGGUCUGGGGGUUGAAAGGCAAACUCGUCGUCCCCAUCACAUCAUUCACGACUCGUCUACUACGCACUACGUGCUCCAAGCUCUUCUCCCGGAAAACAACGCCAAAUCAGAAGCAAGACGUGGAGAGCAUCGAGUUGACGUCAGAUAAUGAAGCGGAAAACGCAAAUAGUGGGGCUGUAACGGAAUAUCGCCGACUUCCAAAUACCAAUCGGUGAUGGAGAGCAAACAGCACACAAUGGGCGGCAAAGGGAGGCAGGAAGGGAACAAGGUGGAAGGAGGACAUGCGAGUUGAACUUCACAUACAUAAGUGCGACAGUACAAAUCAAUUCAACAGUUUUAUCACGAUCGCCCAUCACAGUUUCUGUC